Molecule: messenger RNA, 2134 nt
Organism: Daphnia pulex (common water flea)
Lineage: Eukaryota; Metazoa; Arthropoda; Branchiopoda; Diplostraca; Daphniidae
Product: ATP-binding cassette sub-family G member 1-like
Exons: 11
Coding region: 211-2076 (621 amino acids)
Cellular component (GO): plasma membrane
Molecular function (GO): ATP binding; ABC-type transporter activity; ATP hydrolysis activity
Source: RefSeq, a predicted model, not a curated record
GACCAUGGACGGACUGGAGGGCAUUAGGCUACAAGUGGCUCACGAUAAAAGAUAACCAGCAAGAAACAACGUUUAUUGCGGACUAGGGGUCCCAACUGACACGAAGUCAAAAGUUUUUACGAAGACGACGAAAUUGAAGUGAGAAAACGGCGAAAUUCUAAGUUGCUGUCGUCGUUUGAAGUUUGGUCGUCGCGGGAAAAAAAAACAGCCAUGGAAGUAACGAAACAGACGGAAAAAUGUAAUUUAACGGAAUACAAAAACUACGCAACUAAAGCUUUGGAUAUAACUUUUGACGACAUCUCUUAUACUGUGGGAAAAGGGAAAAAUGCUAUACGGAUUUUACACAAAGUAAGCGGAGCCUUCAAUUCCGGACAAUUAACGGCAAUUCUAGGGCCGUCUGGAGCGGGGAAAACUUCUUUAAUGAAUAUACUGGCCGGUUUAAGGAACAACGGGAUAGAAGGUUGCGUCGAGGUUAACGGCGAAAAACAAGAUGUUAGAACAUUCCGCAAACAAUCUGCGUACAUCACACAAAAGGACCAUCUAUUACAAGACCUAACUCUCGAAGAAUACAUGAUGGCUGCUGUUCAUCUAAAGUUGGGUAAUAAAGUCCCAAACAAGGAAAAGUUAUUCAAGGUCGAAACGAUUUUGAAGACAUUGGGACUAGUGGGUAGUCAACGAACAAAAAUUUCGCGGUUAUCUGGUGGUGAAUGCAAAAGGCUUUCGAUUGGAGCGGAAUUAUUGGACGAUCCUGCCGUCUUAUUUCUAGAUGAACCGACAAGCGGAUUGGAUAGCUCUUCCAGUCUGAAGUGUGUCGGUUUACUACGUGAAAUUGCUAGAAGUGGUCGAACUGUUGUAGCAACAAUUCAUCAGCCAAGCUCGCGAUUAUUGGACCACUUUGAUAAUCUUUACAUCGUGGCAAAAGGAUCGUGUAUCUACCAAGGACCCACCGGAUCUUUAGUUUCUUAUCUAAAGACCGUAAAUUUGAACUGUCCUAGCUAUCACAACCCUGCUGACUUUGUGAUGGAUGUGGCCACUGGGGAAUAUGGUGACGUGUUAUUCCAGUUGACAUCCGGAAUUGAAAAUGGCCGUCUCAUCUACAACGAAUUUUCAGAAGCUAUUCCCGUUACGCCAUCACAUGACGAGACCCGGAGAACUUCAAGUAUAAAAAAACGACCUGAAAGUCUGAACAAAGUCGAUCAAGAAAACAAUGGUUCAAGGAAAGAUCGACUGACGUACGGCGCACCAUUCCAUACUCAAGUGUCUGUUCUACUUGAAAGAACUUUCCGUACUAUUUGGAGAGAGAAGAUGCUGACUAAAGUACGCUUCGCUACUCACAUUGCAUUCGGUCUCUUCUUUGGACUGGUGUAUCAGUUUAUCGGGAACAACGCUAACCUAACCAUAAACAACGCUGGAAUGCUGUUUUUCAACCUCGUUUUUAUUGUGUUCACCGCCGCCAUGCCAACUUUAGUAACUUUUCCGUUGGAGAGAAAAGUGUUGUUUCGAGAACAUUUGAAUCAUUGGUACAGCCUCAAAGCGUACUACCUUGCCAAAUUGCUAGCUGACAUCCCGUUCCAGAUUAUCUUUCCUACUGUGUAUUUGGUGAUCGUCUAUUUCAUGACUGGCCAACCGUUGAGCUUACAACGUUUCGGUAUGCUCCUGUGUGUCACAAUCUGUAUGUCACUGACUGGACAAGGAGUGGGACUUUUCUUUGGCACCUCUUUAAGCAUUCAAUCGGCAGUUUUUCUGGGACCAACCUGCGCUAUUCCGCUUUUUCUUUUCGCUGGUUACUUCAUCAACUUAAAUUCUGUCCCAUCCUAUCUGAGCUGGAUCUCAUACAUCAGUUUCUUCCGCUACGGUUUCGAAGGAUCCAUGAUAGCCAUCUACGAUUACGACCGCCCACCACUCGAAUGCGUCCAACCUUACUGUUACUUUCGUUCGCCCCAAAAGUUUCUGGAAAAUUUCGCCAUGGAACAGAGUUCGUACCUUUUUUGUAUAGUUGGCAUGCUUGCGUAUUUUAUAAUACUACGAAUCCUUGGUUAUUUUCUUUUACGUUACAAGCUGAAGAUGAUCCGUUAAAGCUCUUAGCACUGUAUAUUACCAAUGUUUAAGUGUUUUAAAAAAUGGUUUUCUGAAG